UAUAGAAUAAUAUAAAACUAUCCCGGGUAACUUAUCUAGCAGCUUGUAGACAUUUAAAACAAGAAGAAGACUUUGGUUUUGCAGUUUUGGACAUUGCAAGAACUGCUGUAAUGGCGAUGUUAACAAAGAUUACCACUGUAUUGUCUAGGUUUGUCUGUUUUUCUCUAGGAAUUUGCCGUCUAGUAAAGCACUCGAAACUACUACAACAUCACUUCACUGUGUCUCUUCUCUUCAGUCUCCAUUGCCAUCAUCACCAACAUGAGACCUCCCAAAGCAAAGCCUCAGGAUUCGUACAUUCGUGGCCGAGAGAAUCCAUACUUUGAUGGUCUGUUAAGAGGUAACGACACUGGCAGCCAGAAUAUUUCUCCGUCAACAUCAGAUAUUGGUGAUUUGAGAGGAAUAAGUUUUUCAGAUAUUCCUGGAAAGUUUAAGGACUUGCCAGUAAAGGAUUCAGUCUCAGACAUUCUCGAACCCUUCGAGCAGACUACAUUUUGGACUUUGUCAAAAGUUCCUAGAUCAACAUCAUUCGAAUCCCAAAGUUCUCAAUCUGAUAUGAGCUUUGAUUUAGAUGGUUCAAAUCAUUUAGUGAAACAAUCCAGUCCUGGUACCUUUGAAACAACCGAAGAACACCAAGUUGUACCUUUCCUACCAAGACCUGUGAUUGAAAAAUCAUUUGUUCUGAACAAAAGGAAAUCAAACCUGUCAAAUAUUCCACUUCCUCAGUCGGCCGCAACAUUUUAUAAUGGAUUUUCCCCACAAUUUGAGAUUUUGGAAUCAUGUGAAAGCACCAUGAAGCUAAAUUUAUACUUGAAAGCCAGAAAGGAUGAUGUGAGUGCUGGUGUUCCUGGAAAAUUCUUGCAUGCUGUAAUUGGUCAAGAUGUCUCAGACGUAGGAUCCAUCGCUUCGACCAUCAUGUAUGCUCUCUACUUGAAUGAGACAAUCAAAAGUGACCAGUUCUGCACUGUACCUAUCAUUAAUAUGAAGAGGACAGACCUAAGUUCUCAUGCAGAACUAAAAUGGUUGCUGGAUUCUUGUCAUAUUGAUGUGCCAUCCUUACUUUUCGUAGAUGAGAUUGAUCUCUCAUACUUUGAUCUGUUCGGGUGUCUCAAGCUAGUGCUAGUGAAUGGACACAAGCUCCCAACAAGACAAGAGGCAUUAAAGGAAGCGGUCGUUGAAGUAUUCAAUUGCAGAAAGGGUGAAUCUGUGUAUCCUUGGGUGGAGACUGUUACUGUUGAUCAGGCUAUUGCUUCUGCACAGGACUGCUCAUGCUGUAGCCUUAUUGCUGAAAAGUUAUUCCUGACUGCACCUGAGCUUUUGGCAGGGCAAAGAUUCAGUAAACUUUUGUUAGCUGGCAUCCUAAUGGAUACUGGAAACCUUACUAGUCCUCAUUGCACUACCAAAGACAAGUACAUGGCUACUUUGUUACUCAAUGGCGCUGGUCGCUUCGGAUCCAAUGGUCUUUAUCAAAUAAUGAGAUACAAAAUGUAUGAUAUCUCUGAUCUUAAAGCAGUUGACAUAUUGCGCAAGGAGUUUAAAAAGUGGACAAGAGGAGGUAAGCCAGAUCCUACUGGUUCAAGAUUACUGGUGUCAAAUAUUGGGAUGAGUUCCAUUGGCAUUUCAUUGGAGCAGUUUCUUGCUCAUGAACGUUCUUCGAAAGAAGAAAUCAAGUAUUUCCAGCAGUCGGAGAAGCUUCGGUUACUCAUGAUUGUAUCAGGAUAUUAUGAUGCUGAGAAGAACUUCAAGAGGGAGAUACUGGUCUCUGCUGAAUCUAUGGAGCUUAUGAGGAAUCUGCUAUCCUUCUUCAGUUCAAAUGCCUCCCAUCUGCCACUCAAAGCUAUGCAUAGACCAGGUCUCAGAGAUGACAUGAAGGCAUUUGAGAUUGACAAAGCUACAUCAAGAAAGACCAUCGAGCGUCUCUUGGAAGAAUUUGGUGGGGCAUCAAAAGGCUAAUGUAUUGCAGCUGAAGAUCCUGAAUUUGUUUUUCCAAAGCAUAAAUCUCAGUAAGUGGUGGCAAAAUGAUGAGAAGCAAGGAUUUCCAUGAUGUGGCAGAAUUCAAUUUGAAGUCAGAAGCAGAAGUGACAGGAUUAGGAUCUCUCACUUAUGAGUUCUGAAUUCUGAAGAUUUCUGAGUUCUGAGUCCAGAAGAAGUUCUGAGUUCUAACAAGAAUUAUCUAUCUUAGAUUAUGUCUUAGAUUAGGAUUAUUUUCAUUACUGUUGCAAUUUUUUUAUUAGAACUCCAGUCAGAUUACAAUAUGAGACUAUACAAAUAGCCAAGGUAUAUUGAACAUUCAUCAAGCAAUAAGCAAUAAGAAAAAUAUCAAACCCCUUCAGAAACCUUUCUGAAACUAUUCUCAACUUCUAACAUUCCACGUUCAUCGAGGAACAUUUGCAGGUCUGCAUUCACCUUUUCCUAAACUUGCUUUGCCACUUCAGAUUUCUUCUUACCAAUGCCCAGCAUGCUCCUGCCAUAGAAUUUAACAGAAUUGGCAAUAUCCGCAACAUCAACCUGAGCCUCAAUAGGGAGACCAUCUUUCCCAACUGAAUUGACUUUCGCCAGCAAGUCCUGAAGUUCCUCAAAUUCUUGAGCAUCAACAAGAUCCCCAGCUUUCAUAUUGAGCAGCUCACUUAAUCUCUUUCUGUCUUCAUCAAAAUUCUUUUCAGAAACUUCAGAGAUUUUGGGUUUUGGAAGUCGUCUGCGAGGAACCUGAUGCUCUGCCUGAGCUUCUCUUGGACUUUGCUAUUUCAUAUAUUCGCAUUGCUUCAGCAAAAGCUGGAGGCUGCAAAAAAUUCAAAUUAAGUAUGUUACUUUAAAAGUUAAUCAAAUGCAAGUAAGGUUUAAGCAGGAAUGAAAGUUAACCUUGUCAAAGAAUUUGUACAAUUUGGAACUGAUGAUCCGGGCUCAGUCUCUAUUGUUGGGGUCUUGCAACUUGUAGUUGUUUCAGUCAUAACUUCAGGCUCAAGGACAAUUUCCUUUGGCAUUUCCUGCUGAUUGCCUGAGUGCAUUACUUGGGUAGAGAGAGAAAGAGAAGUUUCUUCCACAAUUUCUUCUGAAGCCUUUUGAAGGUUUUCAGGUUCAUUGUAAUGACUUUCUUGAAUAACCUCUCCCGAGUUUUCCCUAUUGUCAGUAUCCUGAUCUAGGUGCUCUUUCCCAUCUUGAGCACUAUCUUGAGGAAUAUCUUGCUC
This is a messenger RNA of Populus trichocarpa (black cottonwood), 3182 nucleotides long. RefSeq lists its product as uncharacterized. The record is from RefSeq and is a predicted model, not a curated record. NCBI's taxonomy places the organism in Eukaryota, Viridiplantae, Streptophyta, Magnoliopsida, Malpighiales, Salicaceae. Gene Ontology annotation, molecular function: exopolyphosphatase activity. The transcript is spliced from 14 exons. Gene Ontology annotation, cellular component: cytoplasm. Bases 259 to 1950 code for a protein of 563 amino acids.